CAACCGUUCAACAGACCCGCGAAUCCCGGGAAGCUGCUGCAGCGGGUCUGUGGCGUUCACUGGGGUCUGCCCGCGGCCACAGUAUUCUAAAUUAUGACUUCUCCAGAGAAGACAGAGGAACAUCCUUUUGUGGAUAUAUUUAAUGAAGAUGAAGCUGAACAAAACUUUUUGUUGUCUAAACCUGUUUGCUUUGUUAUAUUUGGAAAACCAGGAGUUGGGAAGACAACAUUGGCUCAUCACAUAGCACAGGCAUGGAAAUGUAUUCGUGUGGAAGCUUUGUCAGUUUUAGAAGAACAUAUUGCCAAUGAGACAACAUCAGGAAAGAUGUUGCAAUCCAUGCUGCUAACUGGUCACAACAUUCCAGAUGAACUUGUCACAAAGCUUAUGAUAGAGAAGCUCAACUCCGUAGAAGUCUCUCACUUUGGUUAUGUCAUCACUGAAAUACCAUCACUUUCAGAGCAGGCCAUGACUAUUUUGCAGCAAGUAGAACUGCUUAAAAACCUAAAUUUGAAGCCUGAUAUUAUAAUCAAUAUUAAGUGUCCUGACUUCGAUUUGUGCCAGAGAGUUUCUGGGCAAAGGCAGCACUGUAACACUGGGCACAUAUAUACAAGAGAUCAGUGGGAUCCUGAGUUUAUUGAGAAUCGUAGGAAGAAGAGGAAAGAAGCCCAAAAAGAAAAAAAAGUGGAAGAGGAAGGGGAAGAAGAAGAAGAAGAAGAAGAAGAGGCGUUUAUUGCCGAAAUGCAGAUGGUGGCUGAAAUUCUUCAACAUCUAGUGCAAAGACCUGAGGACUAUUUGGAAAAUAUUGAGCAUGUUACUAAAGUUUAUAAGGAAACAGUUCUUCCUUCUUUAGAAGAAAUAAUGGCUGAACAUAAUUCCCAGUAUCUCAUUGAACUAGAUGGAAAUAAACUCCCAGAAGAUCACUUCUUGGUAAUUAUAGAUCGACUUAAAUAUCUGAACCUAAAACGAGCAGCAAUUAUCACCAAACUUCAGGGUGCAGAGGAAGAGAUGAAUGACGUAAUGGAAAAUGAAGAGGUGUUCCGUUCUCUUGCAUCUUAUAAACUUAUUGCACCGAGAUAUAGAUGGAGAAGAAGCAAAUGGGGACGUACCUGUCCUGUGUCUUUAAAAGAAGGUAAUAUUUAUCCAGGAUUGUCAGAUUUUUCCGUGAGUUUUCUAGGUAAAAUAUACUGUAAUUCAUCAGAAGACGCAUUAAAGUCAUUUUCGUUGAAUCCACGCCCCUAUCUUCUCCCACCGAUGCCAGUACCACCAUGUAAAAUAUUCAUAUAUGGACCUCAGUCUUCAGGGAAAACAACACUUAGCAAUCUGCUUGCAGAACAUUACAAAGGAAAGGUAAUUGAUUACACUAAACUUGUUCAACCACGUUUUGAUAAUGCCCUUGAAGUGUUAAUAAAUGAUACCAUAGCUGCAGCCACUGAAGAAGCUAUUAAAGUUGUGAAAGAACGGCUUGCCAUAGAACUACAAGCUAAAAAACUAGCCCAGCCAACUCCAAGAAUAUUUACAAGAGAACUUGAAAAGAGAGAUAAUUACGAAUCCCGAUCUGACAUAGACAAAAGCAUGGAUGAGUUGAGUUUUGCACAGUAUGAAGAUGCUUUGACACCCUCUUCCCAAAGAGAAAGUAUGGACAGUGAAGAAAGCAAAAUACCAUUAGAACAUGACCAUCAAGAUGUUAAAACUGAUAAAAAAGACAUCCCUAUAAUGUCACAUGAAGAAAGUUCUCCAGAUCUAAUGUCCAAAUCAAAAACAGAUUCAAUAGAAGACUUAAUCGAAACGGUAACUGCAGAUCAUCCAGAGGUCCUUUCCAUGAUAGAGGAAACGAUAGCAAUGACAAAGGACAUGAACUUUGAACAACCAUAUGAAAAAUGUGCUGAAAUCUUAGAGGAAAUACUCAAAGAAGUGACAGAAGAAAAUAAGAAUAGGUUUCAUGGUGCCCCCACAUAUGGAGGGUGGAUAUUGGACAAUUGCCCUGUUAUAAAAGAACUGUGGACAACCUUAAAUGAAAAAGGAAUUAUACCUGAUUUAGUUAUUGUUUUAUCAAAUGCGGAAAACAAUGGAAAAUACUUAUUAAAUAGAACAUAUUUACAGAAUAAAUCCGAAAUUGACUCCAGUAUUUUAGAAAGAUUAGUUGAUGAACUACAAAAGCAAAGAACAGAGGAAGAAGCAGCAAGAAAAGCCACAGAAGAGGCACGGAGACUAGAAGAACAAAAUCAGAGACUAAUGGACGCUAUGAACGAGAAGGCCAAAGAAGAAGAGAAUGACACUGAGGUUGAAGAGGAUAUGGAAGGUGAAGAAUCUGAAGUUCAAGAAGUGGCUGAAACCCCUGAUAUAGCUGAGGAGACCAAGGGACCUUUACCUGAAGAGCCUGAAGUUUCUGAGACCCCUGAGCCAGAGCAAGAAUCAGGACCUGAACCUGUUGAGAAUUCUGCAGUUGAAACAGAAAUUCCAAAAGAAACCAAUGAGGUGCUGGAAACUGAAGAAUUACUUCAAGCAGUUGUACUUCCUGAGUUUCCAGAAGAUGCUUAUCCUGAUGUUCCUGAAAUGGAACCAUUUAAAGACCACAUCAAAUCUUUCAUCUCCUCUUGGAGCCUUAUGGAAACAGUAAUCACUGACUCUUUUACUCAGAUUUUAAACUUGGAGAUUGCAGAUAAGUCUCCAGAGGAGCUACUUCAAAAAGUAAUCGAGACUAUGGAAAAACCUUUUCAAUAUGUUGCCUGGGAGUUAACCAUUGAUGAUUAUGAAGAAGAAACGGAAGACUAUCAGGCCGAAGCAGAAGUUGAGGAGGACUUAGAAGAGGAAGAAGAGGAAGAGGAAGAGGUACGAGUUAAAGAGAAGAAAAGGCAUUUGGGAGAUUCAAAGCAUUUUUGUCCAGUGGUUCUCAAAGAAAACUUCAUCCUACAACCAGGCAACAUAGAUGAAGCAGUUAAAUAUAGGGAAAAGAUCUAUUACUUUUCAUCUCCUGAGGCUAAAGAAAAGUUUUUGGAGCAUCCUGAGGAAUAUGUGGCUCAUAAAGAGCCACUAAAGGCUCCUCCACUAAGAAUAUGCCUCCUAGGCCCCCAUGGCUCUGGAAAAACUGUCUGUGGAAGACAAUUGGCAGAAAAAUUAGGGAUUUUUCACAUUCAGUUUGAAGAAUUUCUUCAAGAAAAACUAAUGGUCAAACUUGAAAAGAAAGUUGGACCUGAAUAUGAAGAAGAGUCUGAGGAAGAACAAUUCGCAAAAGAAGAAAUUGAAGAGCUUGCAAUUCAAGCAAACAUUACACUCAAGGAUGACAAUCCAAAGAAGCCGACUCCAGAAGUACAACUUACUGAAGAAGAAGAAGCAAUAAAAGCAAGCAUAAUGGAAAAUGAGUCAUUGCCUCCUGAAAUUCUUGAAACUAUUCUUUCUGAAUGGUGGCUUAAGGAACCAAUACGUUCCACAGGUUUUAUAUUAGAUGGUUUCCCACGAUAUCUUGAUGAGAUCCAGUUUCUGGGGGAACAUGGGUUUUUCCCAGAUGCUGCUGUUUUUAUACAAGUUGAUGAUCAAGAUAUUUCUGAUCGCCUUCUUCCUUCCCAAAUUAAAAAGUGGAAACUGAAACAAAAGAAGAAAUUAGAAAGGAAAAACAUAAUCAAAGAAAUGAAAGCAAAAAUCAAGAAUGAUAGGAUUUCUAGAAGGAGGGCAGAACUCAUAGCAGAGAGAGAGGGCAAAAGGAAAGAUAAUUUCAUUAGAGACGAUGAUGAAUUUAGUGAAGAAGACCUUGAAGAUGAUGAUGAUAUUGAAAACAUCCUUGAAGAUGAGUUUCCAAAAGAUGAGGAAGCGAUGAGUGAGGAAGAGGAAGAGCAGGAAAUUGAUGCACUUGAACGCCUGAGAGGUGAACUUGGAGAAAAAUUCGAAGCAGAUAUGGCAAACUUACAAAUACUACAGGAUGAAUUUGAGAAGUUUUUGAUACCAGUAAUUUUCAUUAAUGGAGCUCGGAAGAUGCACAUUGUACAAUAUGCCUUAAAUAUGAAGCUGAAAUCACUGGUGGAGAAUCGUGCAAGCAUUUUUGAGAAAUGUUAUCCAAUAUCAUCACACCUUGCCCAGAAAAUGCUCAGUUUUACCUAUAAGUAUAUAAGCUCUUUUGGCUACUGGGACCCUGUAAAGCUAAGUGAAGGAGAGACAAUUAAGCCAAUUGAAAGUCCAGAGAAUCCACUGUAUCCUGUAAUCCAUCGUCAGUACAUUUAUUUUUUAUCUAGUAAGGAAACCAGAGAAAAAUUUAUGAAGAACCCAAUCAAAUAUAUCCGCCAACCCAAACCUAAGCCUGCGAUGCCCAUUAGGAUUGCAAUUGUGGGACCACCAAAAUCUGGGAGAACUACAGUUGCCCAAAAACUGGCAAGUCAAUAUGGUUUAAAGCGUUUGUCAGUAGGAGAUGCUUUGCGUUAUAUAUUAAACAACCAACCAGACACAGAACUGGCAAUUAUGUUAAAGUGGCAUCUUCAUAAAGGAAUGACAGUACCUGAUGAACUAGCUAUUCAAGCCCUGGAAAUAUCUCUGAUGGAAAGUGUAUGCAAUACUGUAGGUGUUGUCAUUGAUGGAUACCCUGUAACUUACCAUCAAGUCAGUAUCUUGGAAGCCAGGUCCAUCAUCCCAAUGGUCAUCUUUGAGUUGAAUGUGCCUUCCAAAGAGAUUUUCAAAAGACUGUUCCUGGAAAAAAAAAAGGGACCAAGUUUGCCUUAUCCAUUGCACAACAGUGCACAAAUUAUAGCAGUCAAGAACUCAAGGUACAAUAAAAAUAUUGAUGAAAUUAGGCAAUAUUAUGAAAAACAGCAUCAGAACUGGUAUGUGAUUGAUGGAUUCCACAGCAAAUGGUGGGUAUGGAAUGAAGUCAUUAAGAAGAUUCAAAUGGUGAAUGGGUAUAUACAGAUAUAUCUGGAAAGAAUACAAGCAGGAAAAGCUGCCCACAUCGACAAGUUAUGUAUCACACCUCAGGAGCUUGCUUCUCGUCUGGGUGAAUUUGGACAGUUCUGCCCUGUCAGCCUGGCAGAAUCAUAUGAAUUAAUUGACUGCUCUGAAACUGAGUCCUUGGAAUUUGCAGCUGAGUUCAGAGGACACUAUUACAAAAUGAGUUCUCAAGAAAAACUGAAUAAAUUUUUGGAGAACCCAGAAUUAUAUGUGCCUCCAUUAGCCCCUCAUCCGCUCCCAUCUGCCAACAUGAUGCCCAAAAAGCUGACGCUGUCAGAACUGAAGAGUCGAUUCCCAAAGUGUGCUGAGCUCCAGGGCUACUGCCCCGUGACCUACGAGGAUGGAAAGCAAAGAUAUGAAGCCCUAGUACCUGGUAGCAUUAACUAUGCUUUAGAAUACCGUGAUCGUAUAUAUAUUUGUGAGAGUAAGGAAAAACUCGAGAAAUUUUUGAGAUUUCCACUGAAAUACUGGAACCAGAGGCUUCCAUAUAAACUUCCUCCACUAAAGGAACCAAUACCUCUUACUAGUCUUCCUUUGCCUGGUUAUCUGGAGCAGGGCAUUGCAACUUCUCUGAUUAAAGCGAUGAAUGCAGCAGGAUGCAUAAAGCCCAAGUUCCCUUUCUUAAGUGUAAAAAGAUCUGUGCUACUCUUUAUAGCACUUCAUCUAAAAGCCUUUAAUCCCAAAGGUUCUGAAUAUUCAAGAAAAAAGUACAAGAAGAAGAUGGAGCUUUUUAUAGAGAGGUGUGAACUCAUCACUUACCUGAGCUCCAAGAUGACCAAAAAAUACAAGGAACCUCAGUUUAGAGCCAUUGACUUUGAUCGUAAAUUACAGACCUUUGUCUCUCUCAGAAAUAUAGACCCAAUUAAUGAAUAG
This is a messenger RNA of Condylura cristata (star-nosed mole), 5802 nucleotides long. RefSeq names its product adenylate kinase 9 (gene AK9). Gene Ontology annotation, cellular component: cytoplasm; mitochondrion. Lineage: Eukaryota; Metazoa; Chordata; Mammalia; Eulipotyphla; Talpidae. The record is from RefSeq and is a predicted model, not a curated record. The transcript is spliced from 42 exons. Bases 94 to 5802 code for a protein of 1902 amino acids. Gene Ontology annotation, molecular function: AMP kinase activity; ATP hydrolysis activity; ATP binding. Gene Ontology annotation, biological process: nucleobase-containing compound metabolic process.